This is a messenger RNA of Etheostoma spectabile (orangethroat darter), 1988 nucleotides long. RefSeq names its product visual system homeobox 2. Gene Ontology annotation, biological process: regulation of transcription by RNA polymerase II. The coding region runs from base 1 to 1188 and encodes 395 amino acids. Gene Ontology annotation, molecular function: DNA-binding transcription factor activity, RNA polymerase II-specific; sequence-specific double-stranded DNA binding. The record is from RefSeq and is a predicted model, not a curated record. NCBI's taxonomy places the organism in Eukaryota, Metazoa, Chordata, Actinopteri, Perciformes, Percidae. Gene Ontology annotation, cellular component: nucleus. The transcript is spliced from 5 exons.
AUGACAGGGAAGGAGGGAGUUGUGCUCUCAGACACUGUGAAUAGACAGAAAUCAGCCUCACAAACCAGCUUGAACCACGGGGGACCCCAGCAGCCAGUCUGGAAGAUGGCUCCCACGGUGCACCGGCGCACCGGCUUUGGGAUCCAGGAGCUGCUCGGCCUCAACAAGGAGCCGCCGGCGGCACCGAGGCGGCCGCUGGAGGCUCUGCCGCACAGUGCGCACAUCCUGGCCGCCAGGUCGGCCCUCGGACACGGGGGUCUCGGGGUCGGUGUGGGUUUGCUGGGACCAGAGGGAAUACACUCCUUUUACAGCCAGCCUGCUUUUCUGGAGGUGCUGGCAGAGGCGCAGAAUGUGCACCUGCAUCCGCUGCACAGAGCGGCGCACAUGGACCCGCAGAUGGAGGCGCAGCACUCCCCCAGCUCCGAUUCUGAUGACAUGAGUCUCUCCUCCGGUGAUCAGAAAUUCCCUAAAUCAUCAAUGAGUCAGAGCAAGAAACGAAAGAAAAGACGACACAGAACCAUUUUCACUUCCUAUCAGCUGGAGGAGCUGGAGAAAGCUUUCAAUGAGGCCCACUAUCCAGAUGUUUACGCCCGAGAAAUGCUCUCCAUGAAGACUGAGCUACCAGAAGACAGAAUACAGGUGUGGUUUCAGAACCGCAGGGCCAAGUGGAGGAAAAGAGAGAAGUGUUGGGGUCGCAGCAGCGUGAUGGCAGAGUACGGCCUCUACGGAGCUAUGGUCCGCCACUCCAUCCCACUGCCUGAGUCCAUCCUCAAGUCAGCCAAGGAGGGCGUCACAGACUCCUACGCUCCGUGGCUAUUAGGUAUGCACAAGAAGUCAGUUGAAACCACACACACCUCCCCUGGAAAACCCUGCAGCCUGACACCACCACCACCAGCACCAGCACCAACAACAACAACAACAACAACAACAACAACACAGGAGAAACCAGUAGACAAAGGGAUGCAGGAACAGACGGAGAAAUGGAUGAAAGACACUACUAACGCAUCCAUUUCUAAAGAGGAACUUAGGGAGAACAGCAUUGCUGCGCUGCGAGCUAAGGCGCAGGAACACAGCGCUAAGGUGCUGGGGACAGUUUCCGACAAAACAAACGACCACGUAACACAUAAAGAGGAAGCUGAGGACAAGAUGAUGGAGCAGGGAACAGCAGAGGUGGAGAAGAGUGACUGAAAGAAGCUGCAGGAUACAGACUGGUGGUUAAAAUACCUGCAGAGUGGAGUUUGCAAUUCAGAGGCAGAUGUUUCAUUGGUUGAGUUGAACCUCUGUGCAUGUGGAGUCAUAUCAUAGUCAUAAAUAAAUGAAUGAGAAAUUAUUUUCUUUAUCCACUUGAGCUUACCUGUCAAGGUAACCGAAGGUCAUUUGGCUCCAACGAUUGGGAUGUAAUAACUAAACCAAUGAGAUUAUUUCUUCCUCACUGAAAUUUGUGUGCAGCAAACUACACAACACCUUUUCAUGUCGCCUUCUGUAGGAGAAUGAAGAAGGCUUAAACAUGGAAACGUUUUUGUAUCAUUCACUGCAGAUGUUCAGAUAUGGAGCGGUGUCAAAAAUAUAUAUAUUUAUUUUCUUUAAAAUAGAUUGUUAACUAAUUCUAUGACAUGGCAGCUAUACUUUUAUGCAACAGCAAGAAUAACGAUGUUUUUGGAAGUAAGUCUCUUUUCAACAAGCAUCUCAAGCAAGAAAUUGAUUAAACCUGCUGGAGAGGUGUUAAUGAGAUGAAUGUGACCUCCCUGGGAUGAAUGAUUUAUUUUAGUUGAGUGACUAAAAAGCGUAUAUCAAGUCCCGUGAAAAGAUUACAAGCCUAAAUCUUUUGUUUUCCUUCAAAUGUGAUAUACUGUACAUACUGAAAAUAUUGUCCAAUAGACAACACUGUACUGUUAUGUACAGUUUACAUGAUCUGUGUUUGUCUCUGUAUACAUGUAACUGUAUAAGUGUAACUGGCCUAAUUAAAAGUUAUUGAUAUUUAAAGUCCC